Molecule: messenger RNA, 4377 nt
Organism: Betta splendens (Siamese fighting fish)
Lineage: Eukaryota; Metazoa; Chordata; Actinopteri; Anabantiformes; Osphronemidae
Gene: lhcgr
Product: luteinizing hormone/choriogonadotropin receptor
Exons: 11
Coding region: 1371-3614 (747 amino acids)
Biological process (GO): ovulation cycle process; phospholipase C-activating G protein-coupled receptor signaling pathway; luteinizing hormone signaling pathway
Cellular component (GO): membrane
Molecular function (GO): thyroid-stimulating hormone receptor activity; luteinizing hormone receptor activity
Source: RefSeq, a predicted model, not a curated record
UGCGGACGCCACGAGAUAAAAAUAAAUAGUUAAACCGAUUUGUGACAAACAUUCAUGAAAAAUAUUAAUUGAAAUAAUGAAAACAUUUCAAUUAUGUCUAAUUCAUAUUUCAAUUAAUAAUUUUAUUAAUAUUCACGGGCUUGAAUUUUUGUCACAAAUCAGUUUUACUAUGUAUUUUUUAUUGUUAUUAAGUUAUAUUCCCUUUUUAUGUGUAAUGUGUAAUUCUUGGCGUCCUGUGUUUUAUUACUGUUGUUUUGUCGCCACCCAGUGGACGCUUAGCUAAAUACCAGCAUUUCCUAAAAGAAGUGUCACAUUUUUGAAGGUACUGGUUCUUAACUUAUUUACUUUGACUUUAUUGCAGUUCUAAUUUUUAGGUAAUUGCUAAUUAAACCCCACGGGGACUCAAUUAGGCGCCUCUGAGGCCUCAGAUUAGUUCCUUUGGGGUUUGAAGGACUUACCAAGUACUGACUAUGAAGGGUAUACACAUUACAGUAGCUUGUGCUGACAUUUUUUUCAGCUCAAGUCCUUCAUCGCUCCUCUGCCAUGUUUUCCAUGUUACGUGUGUCAUAGAAGGUAAGACUUUCUUUAAGCUUAAGACUGAGUCUUAACGUUUAGUCUAUCAAGGCUAUGUAAAGUUGCCUUGUCUUUAUCAGCUACACAACAUGGAGCCAAAUCAGAUAGUGUUAUGGGAGGGAGGUUUUGUACUUGGGGUCACACUGUCCUGCUAAAGAGACAGUCUGUGACUUGGCUUUUUGUGUAAAUGUCAGUACAAACAUUUAUUUUAAUUAGUUUCAAAUAAGCAACAAUUACAGAUACAAGAGUUAACAAAAACAUUUAAAAUAAACCAGGGGCCAUGAAUACCUCAUUAUAUGAGAUGAUAUCCUUAAGAUAAAUUAACUAUAAUAUUCAGCCAUUACAUUCACAGUAGUUGAACCCCAUUUAUUGUAAGACACAACUAUGAGAUUUACAAAAAACGUAUAUAUGAUGUACUUCAAAUCACACAUCAGUAUAUCUGGAACAUAUCUGGUCAUUUGUUUGCGCACCUUUAUUACUUUAAGUUAGGUUUUGAUAUAGAGCCAUAUUAAAUGAAUGGAUAAUAAAUGAAUAUUAGACGUUUGCCCCCCUUAACUAAACCCCAUUAUCAGUUUUUAGCAACUGUUUCUUAUAUUAAUUUAGUUCCUCCACUCUGAAAGAAACAAUCGACUUUUAAAGUCGACGAACGUUUCACGGUGAAUGAUUCUGUCGAUAAAAAAUCCCAAAAUGUCACCGUGUUUCAUUUCGCUGUAAUUUGAACCGAAGGGAAGAACUUGAUCACAAGUUGAGCAUCAGCUGGCUGAGGUUCUACGCUGAAGGAUAAAACUCAUCAUCACAUGUCACAUCUGGGGAAGGCUCAGUGUCUGGACGCGCAGCCUUCAGUGGACGUCCCGGAUCCUGUGCGUUUGGGCGUUUUCCACACAGCGGCGGCAAUGUGGACGUCGCUGCCUCUGCUCUCGUUUCUCUCGCUUUUUUCCUUCUACGGAUGCAAGUGCGCGACGUGCUUCGUGUGCCCGAGGAUCUGCCGCUGUUUGUCCAGCACGAUCAGGUGUAACAAUGUGACAGAGGGGUCAGCUGUGAUGAUGGGCCACAGGGAUAGAAGACUGUUUCUCUAUCGCUUGCCAUUUUACUCCAUUUCCAGUCAUUCGUUUGAGGAAUUGAAAAGAGUGCAGAGGAUUGGGAUUGCCCAGAGUGUCACCCUGGAAACCAUUGACUCCUUAGCAUUUAACAACCUUCCUGAACUCUCUGAAAUCUCGAUCCAGAACACGAGGAGCCUGGUGCUCAUCGGCCGAGGAGCGUUCAACAACCUUCCAAAGCUCCGUUACCUGAGCAUAUCAAACACUGGGAUAAGAGUCUUCCCUGACAUCACCUCUAUCAACUCUCUUGAAUCUGAGUUUAUCUUAGACAUCUGUGACAACCUGUAUCUACGGGAGAUACCUCCAAACGCUUUCAUUGGAAUGACAAAAGAAUACGUCACAAUGAACCUUUACAACAAUGGGAUCAGAGAAAUACAUGGCCAUGCCUUCAAUGGGACAAAGAUAGAUAAGCUCGUGUUAAAGAAUAAUCGAGACCUCAGGGUGAUUCACAGAGACACCUUCAAAGGAGCUACGGGCCCCGGGGUCUUGGACGUCUCUGCCACCGCUCUGACGAAGUUACCAUCCCAGGGCCUGGAGUCCGUCCUGGUGCUGGUGGCUCAGUCUGCCUACGCCCUGAAAAGCCUGCCUCCCCUUCAGGGGCUGUGGAGCCUGCGCGAGGCCCGUCUCACCUACAACAGUCACUGCUGUGCCCUUCUGAGCUGGGACGCCCACAGGGACUUCUCAGCAGGUCCGGCGUGGAAUAACGUCUCCGCUUACUGUGAUGACAGUGAUCCAUCAACAGAUGGCCAGCGUGUCGCUGGCUCCUCAGGUGAUACGCCUCACGUUGUGGACCCGCCCUUCUUCACGGACGCCGACCCCUUCGAAGACGUGAAUUUCCACUAUCCAGAACUGGACCUCUGUCGACAUCAGCCAGCCCUGGUCUGCACCCCUGAAGCCGACGCCUUCAACCCCUGCGAGGACAUGGCGGGCUUCGGGUUCCUCAGGGUGGCCAUCUGGUUCAUCAACGUGCUGGCCAUCGCGGGAAACCUGACCGUGCUCCUGGUGCUCUUCACCAGCCGCAACAAGCUGAGCGUUCCCCGCUUCCUCAUGUGCCACCUGGCCUUCGCCGACCUCUGCAUCGGCAUCUACCUGCUGAUGAUCGCCACCGUGGACCUGCGCACCCGCGGCUCCUACAGCCAGCACGCCAUCGAGUGGCAGACGGGGCCGGGCUGCGGCGCCGCCGGCUUCCUGUCCGUGUUCGGCGGCGAGCUGUCGGUCUACACGCUUUGCACCGUCACCCUGGAGCGCUGGCACACCAUCACCAACGCGCUGCAGCUGGAGCGCCGCAUGGGGCUCCCGCGGGCCGUGGGCAUCAUGACGGCGGGUUGGCUCCUCUGUCUGGGAAUGGGUGCGAUGCCGCUGGUUGGCGUCAGCAGCUACACCAAAGUCAGCAUGUGCCUGCCCAUGGACAUCGACUCGCCUCCGGCUCAGGCCUUCAUCAUCAUCAUCCUGCUUUUCAACGUGGGCGCCUUCACUGUUGUGUGUGUGUGCUACGUGCUGAUCUAUCUGGCUGUAAGGAACCCAGAGUUUCCGGGAAGAAGCGCCGACACUAAGAUCGCCAAACGCAUGGCCGUGCUCAUCUUCACAGACUUCCUUUGCAUGGCGCCCAUCUCCUUUUUUGCCAUCUCCGCUGCCUUCGGGUUCCCCCUCAUCACAGUCACUAACUCCAAGAUUCUGCUGGUGCUCUUCUUCCCCAUCAACUCUUGUGCCAAUCCUUUCCUGUACGCGAUCUUCACCAAGGCGUUCAGAAAGGACGCACGCCAGCUCAUGAGUGCCGCGGGCUGCUGUAAAAAGGCCGGUGUGUAUCGCACGAAGGCCUACGGCUCAGAGAACGCGAUGAGGAGCCACUUGGCAUCCGGCAACAAAGAAUGCCCCGCAGAGGUGAGGCUGGCUGCUGUGGCGACAGAGAGCUCACCUGAGAUCACAAACACAGGAACAAUCUGACUGUCUACAAUGAUUAGUCAUGGUAUGCACUGAAAAUUAAUUUUUGUUCACAUUUUCAAUUAUUCAAUUUUUGAUCAAGCCAACGGCCGUUCAAGUUUAUCUGGCAACAAAAUACAUUUCAAAAUAAAAAAUAUAUAUUUGAAAGUCUUCUACUUUAGCCAAAACGUGGUGGAUAAUCACAUAACUCGUAAACAAGUUGGAAAGAAAAUACAAAAGUACAAAAAAAUAUAUUUUCAAUUAGACGUAUUAGUUUGUCAGCUCAAGAACACUUUAUUGAAUCAUUUUCCAUAUCUAUUUUCUCCAUGAGUACAUCAGUAAGACUUUACUAUAAUGAUAACUUUUUAUGGGCUUUCAGUCCUGUUCAACAAGGCGACAGUUUCUGUCUUUCCAGUCUUGAAACUGCUGCCUUUGUUUUACUAAGAUAAAGAGAUGAGACACUGAAGGAGUAGGUUUCAACAGAUACAUCUCAAUACUAGGUUCCUGUGGAUGUUGCAAAUAGCAUCUAACAAACAAAUGGGCUUAGGUUUCUUGUGGCAGGAAAGACAAUGACAUGAAACCCUGCUGUGGGUCCAUGAUUAAUUUUUGAUUAUUAUUUCAGCAUCCAGGUCAUUGUCAUGAAGUCAAGAUGAAUAUAAAUGAGAUAAAAUGAAUGAGAUAAAUAUUUGGGGCUGAAAGAGGUUGUGUGUGCCGAACUAUGUUCUGUGUAUUGUACACGUAUUAAAAUAAAACUUAUUUUUAUUGCUACUAUUUCUAAAUUACGGCA